Molecule: messenger RNA, 3213 nt
Organism: Westerdykella ornata
Lineage: Eukaryota; Fungi; Ascomycota; Dothideomycetes; Pleosporales; Sporormiaceae
Exons: 4
Coding region: 116-2851 (911 amino acids)
Biological process (GO): deoxyribonucleotide biosynthetic process; DNA replication
Cellular component (GO): ribonucleoside-diphosphate reductase complex
Molecular function (GO): ATP binding; ribonucleoside-diphosphate reductase activity, thioredoxin disulfide as acceptor
Source: RefSeq, a predicted model, not a curated record
CCGCCCGGUCUUAAAUAGAGCAACCUUGUUUUCGUGUGUCCCACUUACUCUUCACCUACCACCUUCUUCACGCUUGAUACCCAAAAGUGUAAUACGUGUUCAGUUAUCCGACAAUAUGUUCGUUUUCAAGCGUGAUGGGCGCAAAGAACGCGUGCAGUUCGACAAGAUCACAGCUCGAGUGUCCCGUCUGUGCUACGGGCUGGAUCCGGACCAUGUGGAUCCCGCUGCCAUCACAAUGAAGGUCAUUUCUGGCGUGUAUCAGGGCGUGACAACCGUCGAGCUGGACAACUUGGCUGCCGAGACAGCUGCAUACAUGACCGUCACACAUCCCGAUUACGCCAUUCUUGCGGCCCGUAUCGCCGUGUCGAAUCUUCACAAGCAGACCAAAAAGCAGUGGUCAGCCGUUGUGGCGGACCUUUACAACUACAUAAAUCCAAAGAACGGAAAGCAUCAGCCCAUGGUCUCUAAGUCAGUAUACGACAUCGUCCAGAAGCAUGCUGAUGAGCUCAACUCCGCCAUCGUGUACGACCGCGAUUUCAACUACCAGUUCUUUGGCUUCAAAACCCUCGAGCGCUCAUAUCUACUCCGGAUAAACGGGAAGGUUGCUGAACGUCCACAGCACAUGUUGAUGCGUGUGGCUGUCGGCAUCCACGGUGAGGACAUUGAGAAGGCGAUUGAGACGUACAACUACAUGUCCAACAAGUACUUCACACAUGCGUCACCCACCCUCUUCAACGCGGGGACGCCGUCGCCGCAGAUGUCAUCCUGCUUCCUCAUCGACAUGAAGGAAGACAGCAUUGAGGGUAUCUACGACACGCUGAAGACGUGUGCCCUCAUUUCCAAGACCGCUGGCGGCAUUGGUCUGAACGUUCAUCGCAUCCGUGCGACUGGCUCAUACAUCGGAGGCACCAACGGCACAUCAAAUGGACUUAUCCCUAUGCUUCGUGUGUUCAACAACACUGCCCGUUAUGUGGAUCAGGGAGGGAACAAGCGGCCGGGUGCAUUUGCCAUCUAUAUUGAGCCCUGGCACGCUGAUGUUUUCGGCUUUCUUGACCUGCGCAAGAACCAUGGUAAGGAAGAAGUCCGUGCUCGAGAUCUCUUCUAUGCCUUGUGGAUUCCCGAUCUCUUCAUGAGACGUGUGCAAGAGAACGGCGAGUGGACGCUCUUCUGUCCCAAUGAGGCCCCUGGUCUUGCUGAUGUGUACGGUGAGGAGUUUGAGGAGUUGUACCAUCGGUACGAAGCCGAGGGCCGUGGUCGUGAGACUGUGCGUGCUCAGAAGCUUUGGUAUGCCAUUCUUGAGGCCCAGACCGAGACUGGUAACCCCUACAUGCUCUACAAGGAUGCUUGCAAUCGCAAGAGCAACCAGAAGAACCUGGGCACUAUCCGCAGCUCCAACUUGUGCACGGAGAUUAUCGAGUACACGGCCCCUGAUGAGGUGGCCGUCUGCAACCUUGCGUCACUCGCACUUCCUGCUUUCGUGGACUUCAACCGCAACGCCUAUGACUUCCAGAAGCUUCAUGAAGUCACUCAGGUGGUCACUCGCAACCUCAACAAGAUCAUCGAAGUCAACCAUUACCCUGUGGAGGAGGCCCGCCGCAGCAACUUCAGGCACAGGCCGGUUGGUCUUGGAGUUCAGGGUCUUGCCGACACGUUCCUUGCCCUGCGCAUGCCUUUCGACUCGCCUGAAGCCAAGCAGCUGAACAUACAGAUUUUCGAGACCAUCUACCAUGCCGCUCUCACUGCUUCGUGCGAUCUCGCCAAAGAGCUCGGUCCUUAUGAAACGUAUGAAGGCUCUCCUGUCUCCCAGGGCAUCCUCCAAUACGACAUGUGGAACCGGACUCCCACUGAUCUUUGGGACUGGACUUCUCUCAAGGAGAAGAUUGCCCAGCACGGUGUUCGCAACUCUCUCCUGGUUGCACCUAUGCCUACGGCUUCCACCUCUCAAAUCCUUGGUUACAACGAGUGCUUCGAGCCCUACACCUCCAACAUCUACUCGCGCCGCGUCUUGGCCGGUGAGUUCCAGGUCGUCAACCCCUGGCUGCUCAAGGACCUCGUCGACAUGGGUCUGUGGUCUGACAACAUGAAGAACCGCAUCAUCGCUGAGGGCGGUUCCAUUCAGCGCAUCCCUAACAUUCCCGACGAGAUCAAAGCGCUGUACAAGACAGUUUGGGAAAUCUCCCAACGCACCAUCGUCGAGAUGGCUGCCGACCGUGGUGCCUUCAUCGACCAGUCCCAAUCCCUCAACAUCCACAUGAAGGAGCCUACCAUGGGUAAGAUCACCUCGAUGCACUUCGCCGGCUGGAAACUGGGCCUCAAGACUGGCAUGUACUAUCUCCGUACCAUGGCCGCCAGCGCCCCCAUCCAGUUCACCGUCGACCAGGAAGCCCUCAAGGUUGCCGAUACGACCGUCGCUCGCACGCUGGCACCUAGGAAGCGCCCCGUGCAAAGCGCCGGUUACUCGAGCUCUGCAGCCGCGGUCCCUCGCCCCAUGUACAUGUCCAAGACUCCCAACGGCACCGGCAACCCGACGCCUUCUGCUACAGCUGGCGUUCCCACUCCGGCUGCUACUCCACCCCCAAACUCGGAGAAUAAGCGCCUGUCAGCGACGAAAGAGAGCGCACUCGCGUCUAAGCCUUUCAAGGCCGACGUCGAAGAGGGUGAUAGCCCUAAGCUUAUUUCGUCGGAGCCGCAGGGGACACCGAUCGAUGACCAGGAGCUGCCCGAGGCUGCUGUGAAGCAGGAAGAAGAUAAAGAGGAUGAGAGCAAGGCUAGGGAUGGGGAUAUCUAUGCUGAUGCGGUGUUGGCGUGCUCGAUAGAGAAUAAGGAGGCUUGCCUCAUGUGCAGUGGUUAGAUGGGUAGGUCUUGGGCUGUGAGAGGGGAGGGAGUGUAGAUGAGAUGGGCAGGCGACUGCUUGUACUUUGUGUAUACGUUUCUGCUUCCAAGGCGUAUGGGGAUGGCGUUGGUGGUGUGUUUCCUUUUCGGAUGGUAUGAUGCGGAGGAAUGGGUUAUGAAGGUCACUUUAGGUAUUACGCGGUUUGGACUUGUGUCGCUCGUUUGAGCAGAAUAAUGUUAUGCUCUAAGUUUCAUUGGCUUGAUCUCUUUGCGAUACAUGCACAGUUUUGUACUCAUUUUCAAAUGUACUAUUUUUCGAGCCUUGCAGAAGUCCGCUUUGGGGACUUCGAACACUUCAGUCGUAGCAAUUAUAUUCCGCAC